Enterobius vermicularis (human pinworm) is the source of this 948-nucleotide messenger RNA. The record is from the annotation of a GenBank genome assembly. NCBI's taxonomy places the organism in Eukaryota, Metazoa, Nematoda, Chromadorea, Rhabditida, Oxyuridae.
AUGCCAGAUGGAGUUCAUCCCAAAUUGGACGACGUAAACGACGUUGGUAGAGGACUUUUUGGGAUGCGAAAAGCUGCUAAAUGGCUUGCAAUGACGACGCUAAUUGUGAACAUCUCAUUAGUUGUUGCUAAGGCUGCUGCAUCUUAUUUAAGCAGCUCUCUUUCUAUUAUUUCCUCACUGGUUGAUUCAGCCGUUGACAUUGCGUCUGGCUUGGUAAUAUGGCUAACUGCUCGUGCCAUCAAGAAGCAUGACCCUUAUAUGUAUCCAAGAGGUAGAACGAGACUGGAGCCUAUUGCACUUAUUAUAGUAAGCGUUAUUAUGGGUGUUGCCUCAAUUCAGAUGACAGCUCAAUCGUUAGAGUCUAUUGUCAAGAACACUAUGGACCCUCACAUGGAUAUAGCUACGCUCUGUAUCAUGACCACAACAGUUGCGGUGAAAUUUGUGUUGAUGAUCUUGUGUAAAAAGUUCGACAGUAAUGCUUCUAUUAGUGUGUUAGCACAAGACCAUCGGAAUGAUUGCCUGUCAAAUUUAGCUGCAUUGUUUUGUGCCUGGGGGGCAUCAAAGUAUUGGAUCUAUCUGGACCCCAUAGGGGCCAUAUUAGUUUCACUGUAUAUUGCAAUUACAUGGUUUAUGACUGGGAAGGAACACCUAACGAUGCUGUCUGGAAAGUCUGCAGCGCCUGACUUUAUUAAUCGGAUAGUCAUGGUUUGCAUGAUGCAUAGUUCGCAUAUUGAUUAUAUAGAUACAGUCUACGUGUACCACUACGGAACCCGUUACUUAGUAGAAGUUCACAUUGUAAUGGAUCCUGAAAUGAGACUUAGAGAGUCUCACGAUAUAAGCGAGGCUCUCCAGAAUAAUAUUGAAAGUUUGCCGCAAGUAGAGCGGGCGUUCGUGCAUUGUGACUAUGAAUUCAGCCACAGGCCGUACCAGGAGCAUAAGAUUGUUUGA